Messenger RNA from Emys orbicularis (European pond turtle), 1587 nucleotides. RefSeq names its product serine incorporator 5 (gene SERINC5). The record is from RefSeq and is a predicted model, not a curated record. The coding region runs from base 1 to 1470 and encodes 489 amino acids. The transcript is spliced from 12 exons. Gene Ontology annotation, cellular component: membrane. Lineage: Eukaryota; Metazoa; Chordata; Testudines; Emydidae.
AUGGAGACCAAUAUUAGAUCGCAGGCUCUUGAAUGCCUUUGUGAAAUCACAGAAAUUCAGGAUGGUGACUCUCGCAUCUAUAAUUCCAUCAUUAGAUUUCAGGGAUUGUUGGCCUGUUGCUGUGGUACUGCUGCUUGCUCCCUGUGCUGCAAAUGCUGCCCCAAGAUAAAGCAAUCUACAAGCACCCGCUUCAUGUAUGCACUUUACUUCAUACUGGUAACGCUCAUCUGCUGUAUCAUGAUGUCAAGAACAGUAGCUACUGAAAUGAAAGCGCACAUUCCUUUUUAUAAGCACAUCUGCGAAGGUAUUAAAGCAGGUGAAACGUGUGAGAAGCUAGUGGGAUACUCUGCGGUAUAUAGGGUCUCUUUUGGAAUGGCAUCUUUCUUCUUUAUCUUCUUCUUACUUACCAUCAAAAUUAACAACAGCAAAAGCUGCCGAGCAUACAUUCACAAUGGGUUCUGGUUCAUUAAGCUUCUAGUUUUGGCAGCCAUGUGCUCAGGAGCUUUCUUCAUUCCAGAUCAAGACACCUUCCUUAAUGCCUGGCGCUAUGUAGGUGCAGGAGGAGGAUUCCUUUUUAUAGUCAUUCAGCUUAUCCUGCUUGUGGAGUUUGCACACAAAUGGAAUAAAAACUGGACGGCGGGCACAACACAUAAUAAACUGUGGUAUGGCUUACUAGCUCUGGGCACUCUCAUCUUGUACUCCGUUGCUGUGGGAGCCGUGAUUUUGAUGGCUGUCUUUUACACACGCUCAGAGGGCUGCACAUACAACAAGAUCCUGCUUGGUGUAAAUGGUGGCCUGUGCAUUCUUAUUUCAUUGGUAGCCAUCUCACCCUGUGUCCAAAGUCGCCAGCCACACUCUAGUUUGUUGCAGUCAGGAGUUAUCAGCUGCUAUGUCAUGUAUCUCACCUUCUCAUCUCUGUCAAGCAAACCACCAGAAACUAUCUUGGAUGAGAACCAUAAGAACAUUACAAUCUGCGUACCUGACUUUAGCCAGGGCUUGCACAGAGAUGAGAACCUGGUUACUGGAUUGGGCACUGCUCUUCUGUUUUGUUGCAUUUUAUAUUCUUGUUUGACCUCAACAACUCGUGCAAGCUCUGAAGCACUGAGAGGAAUAUAUGCAACGCCUGAAACUGAAGUAGCUCGUUGCUGCUUUUGCUGUGCACCCGAUGGAGAUGCUGACACCGAAGAGCAUGUUGAAGAAAGGGGCGGUCAGACUGUAAUUUAUGAUGAAAAGAGAGGCACAGUAUACAGCUAUGCUUACUUCCACUUCGUUUUCUUCUUGGCUUCUCUCUAUGUGAUGAUGACAGUAACUCACUGGUUCAAUUAUGAAGGUGCUGAGAUUGAAAAAUUCUUCAGUGGAACCUGGUCCAUCUUCUGGAUUAAGAUGGCAUCAUGUUGGGUGUGUGUCCUACUCUACCUAUGGACUCUUGUAGCACCUCUCUGCUGUCCAACCCGACAAUUCUCAGUGUGAGAAUUCACAAGCGCUAUUCUGUUACAAAUACAUCAGUCACUUCGAUGGAGAAAUAAGUCCAUCAUCAGGUGUCUUAACAUGUUGGUUAGGUACCUCUUUCCAGAUGAAACUAUAGAU